ACCGAGAGCCGGGAGGCGGGGGUGCAGGUGGAGCUGCAGGGCUCCGAGCUCUGGAGGAGGUUCCACGAGAUCGGCACCGAGAUGAUCAUCACCAAGGCGGGAAGGCGGAUGUUUCCCGCAAUGAGAGUGAAGAUCUCAGGUUUAGACCCACAUCAGCAGUAUUAUAUUGCUAUGGAUAUUGUGCCAGUGGAUAACAAAAGAUACAGGUAUGUUUAUCACAGCUCCAAGUGGAUGGUGGCUGGUAAUGCUGACUCCCCGGUACCGCCUCGUGUUUAUAUUCACCCGGAUUCACCCGCCUCCGGGGAGACAUGGAUGAGACAAGUGAUCAGCUUCGACAAACUGAAGCUUACCAAUAAUGAGCUGGAUGAUCAAGGGCAUAUUAUCCUUCACUCGAUGCAUAAAUAUCAGCCUCGUGUCCACGUCAUCCGAAAAGACUGUGGAGAUGAUCUGUCCCCUGUCAAGCCUAUCCCUUCAGGAGAAGGGGUGAAAGCCUUCUCCUUUCCAGAGACCGUUUUCACUACUGUCACAGCGUACCAAAAUCAACAGAUAACUCGUCUGAAGAUUGAUAGAAAUCCAUUUGCCAAAGGGUUUAGAGAUUCGGGACGUAACAGAAUGGGACUGGAAGCUCUGGUGGAGUCUUACGCCUUCUGGAGACCUUCACUGAGGACACUUACAUUCGAAGAUAUACCUGGGAUACCCAAACAAGGAAAUGCAGGUUCCUCUACUUUACUCCAGGGAUCUGGCAGUGGAGUGCCAUCUACCCACCCUCACCUUUUACCAGGCUCCCCUUGCUCAUCUCCAGCCUUCCACCUCACUCCCAACACUAGCCAGCUCUGUAGCCUUGCUCCAGCUGACUACACAGCUUGUGCCCGCUCAGGCUUGACCCUGAACAGAUACAGCACUUCUUUGGCUGAAACUUACAACCGGCUCACAAACCAAACCAGUGAGACGUUUGCACCCCCGAGGACUCCCUCCUAUGUCGGUGUGUCGAGUAGCACAACUGUGAAUAUGUCCAUGAGUGGCAAUGACGGGGAUGCAUUCAGCUGCCCGCAGACUGGCUUAUCUAUGCAGAUUUCAGGGAUGUCUCCGCAGCUCCAGUACAUCAUGCCAUCCCCAUCCAGCAAUGCCUUUACCACUAAUCAAACCCACCAAGGCUCCUACAACACGUUUAGACUGCACAGUCCCUGUGCGCUCUAUGGAUAUAACUUUUCCACAUCCCCUAAACUGGCUGCCAGUCCUGAGAAAAUUGUUUCUUCCCAAGGAAGUUUCUUGGGGUCCUCGCCAAGUGGAACCAUGACAGAUCGGCAGAUGUUGCCCCCCGUGGAAGGAGUGCACUUACUUAGCAGUGGGGGGCAGCAGAAUUUCUUUGACUCUAGGACCCUAGGAAGCUUAACACUCUCAUCUUCUCAAGUGUCUGCACAUAUGGUUUGAUGAAGCCUUUAAGUAAAAGUACAGUAUGUUUGGUGUCUACAAUGUAUUUCUUUUGGAAUAUGAAAGGACACUCGAUGUAGCUUGUAAAGUGUGUGUGUAUAUA
Molecule: messenger RNA, 1534 nt
Organism: Pterocles gutturalis (yellow-throated sandgrouse)
Lineage: Eukaryota; Metazoa; Chordata; Aves; Pterocliformes; Pteroclidae
Gene: TBX18
Product: T-box 18
Exons: 7
Biological process (GO): regulation of transcription by RNA polymerase II; positive regulation of DNA-templated transcription; somitogenesis
Cellular component (GO): nucleus
Molecular function (GO): DNA-binding transcription factor activity, RNA polymerase II-specific; RNA polymerase II cis-regulatory region sequence-specific DNA binding
Source: RefSeq, a predicted model, not a curated record